Leptomonas pyrrhocoris is the source of this 2467-nucleotide messenger RNA. RefSeq lists its product as hypothetical. The record is from RefSeq and is a predicted model, not a curated record. The transcript has a single exon. NCBI's taxonomy places the organism in Eukaryota, Euglenozoa, Kinetoplastea, Trypanosomatida, Trypanosomatidae. Bases 977 to 2467 code for a protein of 496 amino acids.
AGUUCAUUAUCUGGAUCACAGUCUUUCAGCAGCACUGCACACACUUUAUUUUUGUUUUCUUUAAAGAGCUCGCUAGAACAGCUUCUUAUACACCUUCAGCAGCCCCCACACUUUCUUUUAUAUUUUCGCCUUCUCCUCUCUCUCUCCCUAUUUACUUCUAUAUAAAUAUACACGCCUUGAAAUGCGUGCGGCACAUCGCGACUUUCAUUACGCUGCGUAGGUCUUCUUCUUCCUCUCUCUCUCUCAAACUCCUUCUCUUGUUAUUGUAACCGGUUCUCCGUUGUUGUCUUCACCAUUUACAGGUUGUGAAACAACGAACGCUUUCUUAUCUUUUCGUUGGCAACGGAGCCGCUACCAUAAUGAACUUCACUUAUUCCAAAACGCUAUUAUUUCUACUAUGAUUUGCUUCCCUGCUGAUAUUCUGUUUUCUCACAUCUGUUCGCUCUCUUGUCUCUCCAGGCCGCUCAUUUGACGGAGAAUUCGAUCCACUACCUGAGUUCUCGUAGCGGUUCCUUUCUCUUGUGCUGCUGUUUGUUUAUGUUUAUUUCUUUGCUUUUUUUAAAGCUUGUCCUCCCCUUGUAGAUAUUCAUCAGUACCCGCUCAACGUGGAGUGCAGACUUCAAAAGUCAGUAAACGUCAAAACCCUCUCUCUUUCUCUUUUUGGGAAGACCUUCACCACAUACACCUGCUAACACGUAGAGGUAGCGGCACCUGUUCGCCCGUGUUCGCUGCUUCGCGACCUCCCCUUACCUCUUUGACAAUUCAAGCCGCUGUUAGCACAACCGUCUUAGCUAACAUUUCUUUUUACUUCUUUUUUUUUUUCUUCUUUCACUGACAGCGCCGAGGAGGAUUCGAGAGCGUUUUCUCAACAAACCCACACGCACAAGCGGAAUUCUCUCUCUACUUAUUUGUAUACUUUUAUAUUCUGCAACUCUGCUCUUUUAUUUUUAAAAAUACCCUGCUUCUCGCCGAUCCAAUGCGGGCCGCCCGCCCACACGAUGCAGCUGCUUCGGCCGCCACGACGGCGACAUCACCACCUCAUCGCGGUCGUGCGGCAAGUGCGACGCUGCCGCGGACCGUCGUCCGCCUCGCUCCUGACUUUCGCCCAACAAAGACGCGCAGCAACCUCACCAAGCGCUCCGAAGGCCGCUACAACGAGCCGUACGCCGCCAUUGUGGAGCAGGAGGAUGACGUCUCCGUGCUGUGCGUGCAGCUCACGGCGCAGCGUCAGGUGCUGGUCCGCCACAUGCCGGAGCGGGAGUGGCAGCGCAUUGUCCGACACGGCGAGGAGGUGUACCCGGGCCAGGAGGGCGAGAGCAGUCAGCAUCUGGUGGCUCCGCCGGAGAUGAGUACGCUGCCUCGCAGCUUCCACGUGGAGAUGCAGGCGGCCUCGGCAAGCAACAUGAAUCACCGUGACAGUCUCACGAUUGCGGCCGCCACGGCGGAGCCGGCGGUCUUCGACUAUUUCAUUGCCCCAGAGAGUCGCGUAGGGAUUAUUGAUGCAGGACACCGCCCAUCCGCCUUCGCGUAUUUGCGGCUGCACGCCCGCUACAAAACGUCAGAGCUGCAACGAAUUGCGCGGGAGGACUGCCGGGCCACGCUCGCGGUGGAGCGGCGCAGCGUCUUUCUUCGGCAGUACCAACGUGACAUGCAGUGCCGCCUGGCGGGCAUAGCUCUCUACACGGUGGGCAAGGAGCUGCCGGAGCAGUUUGUGCAGACCUUCUUCAUGCUGGUCGAGAACGCACAGGCGAUGCGGCGCUAUCAGGCCCGAAUGGCGGCGAACAAUUCUCGCACGCCGGUGCCGCACAGCAGCAACGGAAGCCGCCGUGGCGCGUCGAGCAAUGGCCGAGACGGACGCUACCUCUUUACGCUCGACCAGGGAUGUACCAAUGGCGGUGAGCGGAUGCCAUUUGCCGGCCAGGCACCCGCCGACGGCUUCGUCGUCGUGACGUUCGGGCAGACCCGCGACGCCUUUCAUGCGACAUGGCGGCCGGGGAGCGACGCAGGCCGCUUUGCGUGGAUGGAGGAGGACGACGAUGACGCGAAGCCUUUUGUGCCCUACGACUACGGAAGUGCAGCGUACCUGCCACGGCCUGCGGAAAGCAACCUCACCAUCGCAGAGGAAAGCGGGGACGUGGACGUUGGGCGGUGCCCUUCGCCGCCUCUCCCGCGCUUCCCGGACGGGAAGGCGUUGCUGAAAGGCAGUGGCGUGGCAUCGAAUGAACAGACGCCGUUGCGGAGGCCCUCGAGGUCGCCAUCCUCGUCACCCCCACGCACCGCGCAGACCUGUGAAAAAAGAAAUACGUGCAAACGUCUGCGUUCGCGUUUCGGCAGUGUGAAUGCGCGGACAAACCAGUCUUGCACACCGUCGUCGCUGCGUCUGCCGCUGUCCCUGCACAAAGGCGGCGAAGGCACCGCUGGUGGACGUGUCCUGGUGCCAGCGCAGGCGUCGGUGCAGGUGGCGUAA